Myiozetetes cayanensis is the source of this 2038-nucleotide messenger RNA. RefSeq names its product 5-hydroxytryptamine receptor 7 (gene HTR7). The transcript is spliced from 3 exons. Gene Ontology annotation, molecular function: G protein-coupled serotonin receptor activity; neurotransmitter receptor activity. The record is from RefSeq and is a predicted model, not a curated record. NCBI's taxonomy places the organism in Eukaryota, Metazoa, Chordata, Aves, Passeriformes, Tyrannidae. Gene Ontology annotation, biological process: smooth muscle contraction; G protein-coupled receptor signaling pathway, coupled to cyclic nucleotide second messenger; circadian rhythm. Gene Ontology annotation, cellular component: plasma membrane; dendrite. Bases 149 to 1426 code for a protein of 425 amino acids.
GAAGGCUGUGUCUCCGGCGGGUCGCUCGGCCGGCUGCGAGGGGGCGGGCGGCGCCGGGCACCCGAGGAGGAGCCCGAGCAUUCCCGCGGUGGGGACAGCCGGCGAGCGGACGGCGGGCGGCGGGGCUUCAUGGGCUGCUCACGCCAACAUGGUGCUCGCCCUCAACGGCAGCCACCUCUACGGUAACCUCCGGUCCCUGGUCCUGGAGGACCCGCGGGCGCUGAGCGGCGGCAGGAUGAUCGCCGGCUCCUGGCCCCCGCGCAGCCUGGCCAAGCUCGGUCCCUCUCCUGCCCCGUCGGCGCUGCCCACGGCGAGCCCCCUCCCCGCCAACGACUCCCAGUGCGGGGAACAAAUCCUCAGCUACGGCAACGUGGAGAAAGUUCUCAUCGGGGCCGUGCUCUGCCUCAUCACCCUUCUGACCAUCGCCGGCAACUGCCUGGUGGUAAUAUCUGUCUGCUUCGUGAAGAAGCUGCGGCAGCCCUCCAAUUAUCUCAUAGUCUCGCUGGCCCUGGCAGAUCUCUCGGUGGCCCUGGCCGUCAUGCCCUUCGUCAGCGUCACGGACCUUAUCGGCGGCGAGUGGAUCUUCGGGCGCCUUUUCUGCAACGUCUUCAUCGCCAUGGAUGUCAUGUGCUGCACGGCCUCCAUCAUGACCCUCUGCGUGAUAAGUAUCGACAGGUACCUGGGAAUAACGAGACCUCUUACUUACCCUGUAAGGCAGAAUGGGAAGUGUAUGGCCAAAAUGAUCCUGUGCGUGUGGCUUUUAUCUGCCUCUAUCACCAUACCCCCGCUCUUCGGUUGGGCCCAAAAUGUGAAUGACGAAAAGGUUUGUCUGAUCAGUCAAGACUUCGGCUACACCAUUUACUCCACAGCAGUUGCAUUUUAUAUCCCAAUGUCAGUGAUGCUUUUCAUGUACUAUCAGAUUUACAAAGCUGCCAAGAGGAGUGCUGCUAAACACAAGUUUACUGGUUUUCCCCGCCCGGAAGAAACGGAAGGGAUUUCUAUGAAUGGAGUUAUAAAACUGCACAAGGAAUCUGAAGAAUGUGCUAAUUUUUCACGACUCCUAAAGCACGACAAGAAAAACAUUUCCAUCUUUAAAAGAGAACAGAAAGCUGCCACUACCCUUGGGAUUAUUGUUGGGGCUUUCACUGUCUGCUGGCUGCCCUUUUUCCUCCUCUCAACUGCAAGGCCCUUCAUCUGCGGGACGGCAUGCAGCUGUAUCCCACUCUGGGUUGAGAGAACAUUUCUGUGGUUGGGCUAUGCAAACUCGCUCAUUAACCCUUUUAUAUAUGCCUUCUUCAAUCGAGACUUGAGGACAACUUAUCGCAACCUCCUGCAGUGCAGAUAUAGGAAUAUCAACCGGAAACUGUCAGCUGCAGGGAUGCACGAGGCUCUGAAGCUUGCAGAAAAGCCAGAAUUUGUUCUGUAAGGAGAAGUUCUGAUUUCUCCAGGGAAAAAGAGUCAUGACCAAAUGUGCUUUAAAGCAGCCAGAAAAAAACCAAGCCAGAACAGGAAGAAGAAAAAUGAAGAGCUGGCUUCUAAAGAACUGGAUAGAUUUAUGAAACAUGUUUCAUCUUCUUUUGAUGGAAAUGUGCUAAAAAUACUCCAUGAGCUCGAUACAUUACAUUAAUACAUUUCUGUUGGAAGUAGUCACAUCUUGUUUGUUAUGAAGGAAAGUGCUGCUAUACACAAAUGAAAAUAGUUUUCUGCCUGAGAAAGCCAAGCCAUUUCAGCAAUAAGAGUUUGGCACACAGGGUUGAGAAAAAAAACAUGCAACUAAAACUCAAAGAGAGAGCAUUGUACAGAUUUCUACCACAGUAAACAAUGUAGAAGAGUAUUUGUAUGUUUACCAUGCUCGUGGAUCAUAACAUUAGUAUUAAUAUUCAGGGAUUUUCAUUGAUAAUGAAUGUAUUUUGGUGUACUACAAAAAGAGGUUUUCAGGCAAAUGCUGGAUCUGUGGAUGCUUUCAGGGCUUGUGUUAGAGAUGUUAUGCACCUGGAAUGGGAUUGAGAACAAUAAAAGACCAAUUUUUGCAAAAACA